Fopius arisanus is the source of this 4309-nucleotide messenger RNA. RefSeq names its product collagen alpha-1(II) chain-like. The record is from RefSeq and is a predicted model, not a curated record. Bases 57 to 3131 code for a protein of 1024 amino acids. The transcript has 19 exons. Gene Ontology annotation, biological process: extracellular matrix organization. Gene Ontology annotation, molecular function: extracellular matrix structural constituent conferring tensile strength. Lineage: Eukaryota; Metazoa; Arthropoda; Insecta; Hymenoptera; Braconidae.
UCUCGAAGGUGGCUGCUUCCUUUACAAGAUCUACACCCCGAAUUUUUAUUUUAACAAUGCCGUACUUACAACCCAGUGUCGUUUAUUUUUUAUUUCUUAUUUUGAUAAUUUUUAACGGGCUACUCCCGCAAAUUCAUGCAGCAAAAACAAGAAGAAUCAGAUCUAAGAGUGCCAGUCAGCAACAAGAUCAACCAGCUCCAAUUGACUAUGAUGAAUAUUAUGAAAAUUAUUCAGAUUACGAUGAAACCGGCAAUGAGACGACAAUAACUACCCCUAUCAGGGCCACAUCUACAAGUCAUGAUAAUAUAAGUAUAGAUCGCGGGCGAACUAGUGAAUCCCCGGAUAGUACUACAGUAUCAUCUCCUGUUGUAGAAUUAUCUAAUAACACAGAACCAUUGUCAACUGAGAUGGUACCGGGGGAGAGUAAUCAAAUGAAUUCAAUAGCUAGAAUACGCGGUGAGCAAGGAAGACCGGGAGAGGAUGGCCAACCUGGUAUCGCAGGGACACCAGGCGCUCCGGGAAUGCCAGGCUCGCCAGGACCUCCUGGAGCUAUACCUGAUAUGUCUUUGUAUUAUCAACAAUUAGCUUUGGCUCAAGCGAGCGACGAUAAAGGACCGAUCGACGCAGCCUCAUCCCUUUAUAAUCCAUUGAGUUAUUUACAAGCGCCUGUUGGUCCCGUCGGCCCGCGAGGAUCCCAAGGACCAUCUGGUGUGCCGGGAUUGCAAGGAUUGCAAGGCCCACGAGGUGAAACGGGGGAUCCGGGCUUACCAGGUUUGCCGGGACCUCAAGGAACAAGGGGACUACCAGGAUUUCCUGGAAAAGAUGGUGAACCAGGCGAUGAUGGCGAAACAGGUCAACCUGGGAGUCAAGGUGUUAGAGGUUUAAGGGGAUUACCAGGCUUACCGGGUAUUCCGGGAAGCAAAGGACAUCACGGAUUGCCAGGACUGGACGGUGCCAAGGGCGAGCAAGGGACAAUUGGUGAAAGAGGAGCAUCCGGAGCUCCUGGAUCUGCAGGACCAACAGGACCUCCGGGUCAAACAGGGCCAAGAGGUGAGAAAGGUAGAGAAGGGGCUCAGGGACCACCUGGUGUGCGUGGUAUUGACGGGACUAAUGGACAACCUGGUCAAUCCGGUCCUACUGGUAAAGUUGGUUCGCCGGGCUUUCCCGGAGUGCCUGGCAUGAAAGGUGAUCAAGGAUUUCCUGGAUUGAAAGGAAGUCAAGGAUAUUCCGGUCAGAAAGGAGACUCAGGGCGGAAUGGUGAACCUGGAGAAAACGGUGUUGAGGGUCCGCCUGGAAGAGACGGUAUACCAGGAGAAAAAGGAAUUGUUGGCACUCCGGGAUUAGUCGGCGUUCCAGGAUUUCCGGGCGCUAGAGGAUUUCCAGGUAUAGCAGGUAUUCCUGGAUCAACAGGUGCUAAAGGCUUUCCCGGUGUUGCCGGUGAGAAAGGAUUUAAGGGUGACAUUGGAAUGAAAGGUGAUUUUGGAGCUCCGGGACCGCGAGGACAGCCAGGAGCUCCCGGAAUAGAUGGUAAACGUGGCAAGAGAGGACCACGGGGACCUGUAGGAGUGACAGGACUUCCGGGUACACAGGGCAGUGUCGGAGAGCGUGGAUUGCCGGGAAUGCCUGGUCCAUCGGGUGCUCCUGGAGCCAGAGGACUGCGUGGCCUACCAGGAGAAGUAGGAUCACCGGGUCGAGGGGGAGUUGAAGGAAAAACUGGCGUACCGGGAUUGACAGGACUACAAGGAGUGCAAGGUGUACCAGGAGAAAUAGGUCCUGAGGGGCCCAUUGGUAAGACGGGACCGCCUGGCUUGAAUGGACGAGCCGGAGAGAAAGGGCCACCGGGUCUCAUUGGGUUACAAGGAGAAUCAGGAAGCCCUGGACAGCCGGGUUCUACUGGACCAAUGGGUCCCAUGGGUCUUACUGGUGAUCGAGGUCCCAAAGGUGAAGCUGGUAUUCGCGGCGUUGAUGGACCACAAGGACCCAAAGGAAGGCCAGGUCUACCUGGAAUCGAAGGAGUUAAGGGUGAUCGUGGAUUCGAGGGUCCAAAAGGAUCUAAGGGACACCGGGGCUUGAUGGGACUUCAAGGUUUACCUGGAAUGCCGGGUGCUAUUGGAGAAAAAGGAAUUAUUGGGAUACCUGGAUUAGCCGGCAAAGAUGGCAUCCCAGGGUUAAGAGGUCCGCCUGGCCGGGAUGGUAAUCCAGGGCCAAUAGGGCUCGCUGGAAAUCCCGGUUCACCAGGAGUUGCUGGUGAAGAUGGACGACAAGGACUCCCAGGACCUGUGGGACCUAUAGGACCGCCUGGGCCGCCCGGAGAAGGGAAUUUCGGAUACGAUGCGGCUUCCUUGGCCGCUUUGAUGAUGCAGGGACAGAGUAAAGGGCCUGAUGGUAUGGUAGGAGACGCGCCUUUUAGGCUCUUUGGUAAGGAGAUGAGCAAAGAUGAGCAGAAUGAGCUUCUAAUGAAAGCUUAUGAACAUUUGAAGUCAACAUUUAAAAAUGCCAUUCAGCCUGAUGGAAAUGAAAAUGCUCCUGCACGAACGUGUCGUGAUUUAUUUAUUGCAUAUCCGGACAAACCAUCAGGUGAGUAUUGGGUCGAUCCAAAUGGGGGCGAUAUCCGCGACGCUAUUCUCGUUCAUUGUGAUGUUAAUAAACGCGCAACUUGUAUCUUUGUGAGUCCAUCGAAAACCAAAGAGAUCAAUCAUAUAGACAAUCACAAUUAUCAUGGUAAUGGAAUUUGGCUCAGUGAAAUAACGGAUGGAAUUAAGGUAUCUUAUAAAGCGGAUAGCAAUCAAAUCGGAUUUCUACAAUUAUUGUCGAUUCAUGCGGAGCAGAAUUUGACGUAUCAUUGUAAAAAUAGCGUUGCUUUUUAUGACGAGGAACAUAAGACAUACAGGCGUGGAUUGAAAUUACUCGCGUGGAAUGAUGUUGAAUUAACACCAAAGGGUAAUCAUCGACUACGAUAUGAUGUAACAGUGGAUGGAUGUAAGGCACGAUCAAACGAGUGGUCGACAACCGAACUUUCAUACACCACGGAUAAACCAACACGGCUACCUUUUGUUGACAUUGGUUUGAGAGACAUUGGUAAAUCUGAACAAAGAUUUUGGAUCGAGUUCGAUUCUGUCUGUUAUUAUUAACUUAAGCAAUGACAUUGCACACACUUCAAAUUCUACGAUAUCUCGUUUUUUUUUUUUUGUACCAAAAACAUAAUAAACACAAAUUCAAUUAAUCCACUUUUAUUGAGUUAUAUCCACUCCUUCUCAGACUCAAACGCUAAAGGUACUUUUUAUGCAAUCACUAUACAUGGAGACAGUUAAAUGUUAUCCAUUUUAAUACCCUUGAAGCACCUGGGACAUUUCCAUACGUAGCACUAUGUGGAACUGAAAUUUUACUUAAUAUGAUGCUUACCCUGAAAAGUGUCAACCAGCGGAUGAUGGAAAAAGCAAAAUUAUAAGAAAUGAGAACAAAUAAUGAAAUUUGUCUAGAUCUUAUAUGUUAAUUCAUUUAUUUCUUCCUUAUUGAUAACUAGGGUAUUAUUAUUUGAAAUUUUAUAACAGACGAUAAAGUAUGGUAUUGGCGUAAGGCUUGAUAUUUUAACAUUACUGAUUUAUUAAUUAAAAAUAACUUGCAAUUUUCCACUUUGUACCUCAGCAUAAAAUAUCGUAUCAGAGAAUGAGAAUUUCCAAAUAACAAUGAAUAACAUGCUAAAAAAAAAAUUUCACAUUGAAAGUAUUGAAUUUGGUCGAAUUCGUUAAUAUCUCACCUUGUGUCUAGAAGCCAAAUGAGGAGACUCCCUUCACAAAUUCAUUUAACGUACUAAUUAUCAUACUUGAACUUUGUAUUUAUUGUAUAAUAAUCAAUAAAAAUAAUCAUAUCGUAAUACGUUGAGUGAAACAUAUCAAUGUAAAUGGUAUAAAUGAUGAUGAAAGGAUAAUGAUAAUAAUAAACACAUCAUUACAAUGUAGAAAGAAUAAUGAUGAAGAUAUUAAUAAUUGUAUCUAAUGCUAAGUGAAUUAUUUUAUUAUUUUAAUAUACAGCUAUAAUUAUACGAUUUUAUUUCUUCUUUGAGUUUUGCUCAACAUUGACACUAACAUCUUUAUAACUUUAUACAAGAAAGUCGUCGUUAAAAGUCGAUUAUUCAGUAAUUUUACCUCUCUACUUCCUUCCAACAUUCUUUCAAUAAUUGAAACUAUCGAUUUAUUUCAACCAAUGGAAAAAUUUAAUUAAUUUUAUGUUCAGUAACAUUUGCAACUCUUAACGAAUUCAUCUAAGAGUCUGAAAAAUAAUGGUUAGGCAUCAUUCAGACUGUUGGCUC